AUGGGCAGAAAUGGAGCAGGACCGGUGAUCAGAAUGUCGUCUGGCACUCAUGCCUCCGGAGGUGUAGAAUGUUGCUUCUGCAGAUGUUGCACGUGCAUACACCUGGAGUUCCUGAAGACUAUGCCUGGAAUUUUAAAGCUAUGCGAAACGAUAAUCAGUGGCUUGAUACAGAGUCUGCUAAUUAAUUACGGUUUGAGAUACAGUACAACGAUUGGCUCGGCUUUCGAAGGGGCUUUGACCACGUCUUCCGCUUGUUUCUUAACGUCGUCGGUGUUGCUCGCCUGCUACGUCGUGUCGGAAAAGUCUUACAAACUGAUCAGAUCGUCUCUCUUCGAAAUGAUGUUCAAUGCUUUAGCCUCGUUCCUGUACUUGAGCUCGGCCUCCUAUUUGGCAUUCUCCACGAAGGUGUUCCUCCUACCAGAAUAUUACAUAAGACCAGGAUUCGAUGUUUAUCCUGCGAUGACAGCGGCUUACAUGAUGAGUGGCUUCGUUGGAGUGCUACACGGUGCAGACGCCUAUUUUUCUUACGUGCAUCACAGAAGUGCACGUUGA
This is a messenger RNA of Dufourea novaeangliae, 552 nucleotides long. RefSeq lists its product as uncharacterized. Bases 1 to 552 code for a protein of 183 amino acids. Lineage: Eukaryota; Metazoa; Arthropoda; Insecta; Hymenoptera; Halictidae. Gene Ontology annotation, cellular component: membrane. The transcript has 4 exons. The record is from RefSeq and is a predicted model, not a curated record.